This is a messenger RNA of Acytostelium subglobosum LB1, 555 nucleotides long. RefSeq lists its product as hypothetical. Lineage: Eukaryota; Evosea; Eumycetozoa; Acytosteliales; Acytosteliaceae. The record is from RefSeq and is a predicted model, not a curated record. Bases 1 to 555 code for a protein of 184 amino acids. Gene Ontology annotation, molecular function: zinc ion binding. The transcript is spliced from 2 exons.
AUGGGUCAAGAAUCAACUCCACCAACCCAACAGCCAGAGCAGGCUCAACCACAUCAGCCACAGCAGCAAAUGUACGCCAGUCCACCAACUGAGUACUAUGCACCACCUCCAGGUGCCUACCCACCACAGGCUGGAUACCCACCACAGGCUGGAUAUCCUCCCCAGGCUGGAUACCCUCCCCAAGCUGGAUACCCCCCACAGGCUGGAUACCCACCCCCAGGCACUGUCUACGCUGCCCCAGUCGGUGCUCCACAACAAGCCUACAUGGCUGCACCAGUUGGAACCCAAACUGUCGUCGUCACUCACGUCGAUGUCAAGUUCAAGUCAAUUCCAAUUGAUUGCACUUGCUCUCACUGCGGAAACAGAAUUACUACCUCGACCAAGUACAUCAGUGGAUCGAUGGUUUGGAUCGCCGUGCUCAUUCUUAUUUUCAUUGGUUGCAUCUUUGGUUGCUGCUUGAUUCCAUUCGCCAUGGACUCUUUGAAGGACGUCAUCCACAAGUGCCCACAAUGCAAGCACAAGCUCCACCGUUUCGACAGACUCAGCGGAAAGUAG